This is a messenger RNA of Cuscuta epithymum, 3269 nucleotides long. The record is from the annotation of a GenBank genome assembly. Lineage: Eukaryota; Viridiplantae; Streptophyta; Magnoliopsida; Solanales; Convolvulaceae.
AAUGUAUUCAAAAACAAAAUGCUUCCGUCUAUCGGUUUACCGUUUACCCCUGCAAAGAUUUCCGUUCACCAAUUCGGAGGAAAGAAUGCUAAUUCGCGGCUUUUCGAUGAUGUUAUCCUCCGCGACAACCUCCUCCGCUGUGCCUAUCUUCGCUUUUCCCAGGAAAUGCUUUCGAUGCCCCCUUCCUUUACUCGCGAGAUUUCUUACUGCCGGAAACCAAUCUUCAGUUAUUUGCACCGCCUCAACUUCCGACAGUCUUGCCCUCUACUCCACCGACUCGUCAGCUGUGCCCGACCUCGUACCCUCGGAAUCAAAGCAAAAACCCUUGAAGCCAGGUUUAUAUCUGGUAGGAACACCUAUUGGGAAUCUUGAAGAUAUUACUCUCAGAGCUUUGAGAGUUUUAAAUUCUGCAAAUGUGAUACUUUCUGAAGAUACAAGGCAUUCAGGGAAGUUGCUACAGCAUUACAAUAUUAAGACUCCUCUUCUUACCUAUCACAAAUUCAACGAAUCUCAGAGGGAGCAAUCUGUGUUAAAAAGACUUGGAGAAGGUCAAGUUGUGGCAUUGAUCAGUGAUGCUGGAACUCCGGGCAUUAGUGAUCCUGGUGCAGAACUGGCAAAAUUAUGUGUGGAGAUGAAUAUACCAGUGAUUCCUAUCCCUGGUCCUUCUGCCCUCAUAACUGCUCUAUCGGCCUCUGGCUUACCUACUAACGAGUUCACAUUUGUUGGAUUUCUCCCAAAACAUGCUGGUUCUAGGAGAGAGAGACUGACGAUUUCUUCAAAUGAGGCGGCAACUCAGAUUUUCUAUGUUCCACCUCACAAGCUUUGCCAUUUUCUUGAAGAGACUUCUUCGAUAUUUGGUGAUUCUAGGCGGUGUGUCAUAGCACGUGAAAUGACUAAAAUAUAUGAGGAGUUUUGGCAUGGUAGUAUAGGCCAAGCCAAAGAAGCUUUUUCAACACGCCAACCUAAGGGUGAAAUCACCUUCUUGCUUGAAGGAAAAUCACCUAGUACAGAUGACGCUCCAUCGGAGUCCGAAUUGGAGAAUGAAUUGAGAGAGCUUAUAUCAAAAGGCAACACACUUUCAAUGGCAGUGAAGAUGGUGGCAACCUGCAAGUCUCUGAAAAGAAAAGCAAUAUAUUCUCUUGCACUUAGGAAAUUCGGUAAGCAACUUGAAUCCGAGGAUGAUGAUGAUGAUCCAGCUUCAUGACCCUGUACAGAAAAGAAAGAAAGAAAGAAAGAAAGAGAAUGUGUUGGACUAUAGGUGUGCUUGUUCAAUAUAUUAUUCAGCUGGCAUUGAUUACAGAAAGCCUGGACGGGUCUACCUUCUGCAUACAGCUGUUGUAGAAGGAAAUAUUCUUUUGGGAGUCCACAAUGCAUGGUCUAGGCAAAAUAGUCCACUUCUGAUUCAAACAGCGUUUAUACCCAUCGUGAUUUUGUUCCCUAUAGCUCUGACUUUUUUUUUUGAAGCAGUAGUUUUUGGUAAUUUCAUUCCUCCCUCUGACUUUCAUGGGAAAUAUAUUAUCCACCAAGGACCUAUAAUGUGUACAGUCCUAUCCUGUGAUGCAGAACCCCGCAUUAAAGAUACAGUUCUUGUAGAAUAUUAAGGUCAAGCAACCAAGAAUACUUUGGUGGUCGGCAAUGCUGUUUUAUAUAGCUGGCCCGCUGAUGGUGGGAUAGUUCAGAUGAUAAAGAAGAGUAAGCUGUUUUCCUAGGAUGUUUGCGGAUCAGCUAAGGGUCUACAUGGAAAAGCUUCUGCUUUAAUUAGUUACAGUUGAUCACCUCACUUGUAGGAGAAAAUUGGAAUAUGUUGUGUUUACAAGUUUGAGAGAGGUGGAAUAGUGGGAAGUCAAAGUAAUAUGGCGACUUAUUAUUCAUGGGGUUCGACCAGUAACGAAAGAGACUCUCCACUCCCACUAAUGCCACAUCAUCCGUCUGAUCUUCUGAUGAUGAAUGUUACCCCCAAUAGCACAGAUCCUCACGCUGCUUCUUCCAUUGAGGAGCCUUCCGACACUUUCGAUAAUGAGCAGUAUGAAAACGGACGACAACUAUCUCUCAGCUUGGUCAUGCAAGUUCCAUCAUCAUACCGUGAUGACCACCAGUUUCAGGGUGGCUCAUACUACAAUGAAAAUAAAAAUGUUGAAUACUUGUCGUUUGAUUCAGCUGGCAAAUCUGGUGCCAUUGACAACCUCAGACAGAUGGAUUUUAUUAGCACACGCAUACAUGAAGCAACUGACAUUUAUGAUUCCAAAUAUCUAAAGGCUGCACAGGAUUUACUUGACGAGAUUGUUAACGUCCAAUCAUCAUCCGCUACAACAAAACAACCGGACAGACAGUACAUUUUUUAUUCAUUUGCUGAAAAUUUGUCUGAAGAGGAGGCUUCUGCUCUUAUGAUGUCAUCCAGCUGUGCACCGGAUAUAUCAUCUGCAAAACAAUGUGAUCUAGAUAACAAGAUGAACAAGCUCUUGUGGAUGCUAAAUAAGGUGGACAUGUCAUACAAACAAUAUUAUGAACAGAUGCAAAUUUUAGUAUCAUCCUUUGAGAUGGUGGCUGGGAGCGGUGCUGCUAGACCAUACACAUCACUUUCCCUCGAAACCAUUUCCCGCCAAUUCCGUUGCAUUUGUGAUGCAAUCAAGAAGCAGAUUCAGGCUACCCGAGGGGAGGGUCAAGGUGGUGGUGGUGAUGAUGUUAGCAAUACUAGCCAAGGAGGAAAAAGGUUUUAUCGGCUCCGUCAAGUGGAUCACAAGCUGAGGCAACAAAAAUUGCUUCAGCAAUUUAGUGUGAUGAGACAACCUUGGAGGCCACUUAGAGGCUUGCCUGAAAAUGCUGUUUCUAUACUCCGUGCUUGGCUCUUUGAACAUUUCCUCCACCCGUACCCAAAAGAGACAGAGAAAGUGACACUUGCGAGACAAACAGGCUUAACAAGAAGCCAGGUGGCGAACUGGUUCAUUAAUGCACGUGUCCGCCUUUGGAAACCCAUGAUUGAAGAGAUGUACAAGGAGGAGGUCGGCAAUACCGAGGCAAACCUCACAAGUUCUUCAUAACAAUUACAAGCUGCUAAUUAAAGCUGAUCCAAAGAUGAAGUUAUUUUUCAUCAUGAUAUGGAUUGUUUGUUCUGCUAAAUGGGGUGAUAAGAAGCAUUCUUGUAGUUUAUAUUAUCUUUAAACACAAACAUUGAUAUAGUUUACCUUGGCAUAGCAAUAGCUAAGUGUAUACGUGAAAUACUAAUACACUACUGUAGCAUAUUUUGUUUGACUGUGGGGCAAUAAAAGAUU